This is a messenger RNA of Tupaia belangeri chinensis (Chinese tree shrew), 4503 nucleotides long. It is a transcript of the gene GOPC, whose product is annotated as golgi associated PDZ and coiled-coil motif containing. The record is from RefSeq and is a predicted model, not a curated record. Gene Ontology annotation, biological process: negative regulation of protein localization to cell surface. The transcript is spliced from 9 exons. Gene Ontology annotation, cellular component: membrane; Golgi apparatus; trans-Golgi network transport vesicle. Bases 206 to 1597 code for a protein of 463 amino acids. Gene Ontology annotation, molecular function: transmembrane transporter binding. Lineage: Eukaryota; Metazoa; Chordata; Mammalia; Scandentia; Tupaiidae.
UCUUCCUUGUGCCACGGCCGCCGCCUCUGCCUCGCUGCUCCUGCCCCUCUGCAGCUACCUAGGCGGCGUUAGCAGCGCGAGGGGAAGGGAGAGGGCCGACGAAUCGUACGAGCGCGCGCAGGGGUCCCCGCAGUCCCAGCAGUUCCCUUCGCGCGGAGUGGGCGGCGAGGGUCAGCCGCAGUCAGGGGAGGCCCUAGACGGCGCCAUGUCGGCUGGCGGCCCGUGCCCGGCAGGAGCCGGAGGGCGCCCGGGAGGCGCCUCCUGUGCCGUGGGGGUCUCCCCUGGUGGGGUAUCCAUGUUCCGGUGGCUGGAGGUGCUGGAGAAGGAAUUCGACAAGGCCUUCGUGGAUGUGGAUCUGCUCCUGGGUGAGAUCGAUCCGGAUCAGGCGGACAUCACUUACGAGGGGCGACAGAAGAUGACCAGCCUGAGUUCCUGCUUUGCGCAGCUUUGCCACAAAGCCCAGACCGUGUCCCAAAUCAAUCACAAGCUAGAGGCACAGUUGGUGGAUCUGAAAUCUGAACUGACAGAGACUCAAGCAGAGAAAGUUGUAUUGGAGAAAGAAGUACAUGAUCAACUUUUACAGUUGCACUCUAUUCAGCUUCAGCUUCAUGCUAAAACUGGUCAAAGUGUUGACUCCGGCACCAUUAAGGCAAAAUUGUCUGUCCCCUCUGUGGAAGAGCUGGAAAGAGAACUUGAGGCAAACAAAAAAGAAAAAAUGAAAGAAGCUCAACUUGAAGCUGAAGUGAAAUUACUGAGAAAAGAAAAUGAGGCCCUUCGUAGACAUCUAGCUGUUCUCCAGGCUGAAGUUUAUGGUGCAAGACUGGCAGCUAAGUACUUGGAUAAGGAGCUGGCAGGAAGAGUCCAACAGAUACAAUUAUUAGGAAGAGAUAUGAAGGGGCCUGCUCAUGAUAAGCUUUGGAACCAAUUAGAAGCUGAAAUACAUUUGCAUCGUCACAAAACUGUGAUCAGAGCCUGUCGAGGACGUAAUGACUUGAAACGACCAAUGCAAGCUCCACCAGGCCACGAUCAAGAUUCCUUAAAGAAAAGCCAAGGUGUUGGUCCAAUUAGGAAAGUUCUCCUCCUUAAGGAAGAUCAUGAAGGCCUUGGCAUUUCAAUUACAGGUGGGAAAGAGCAUGGUGUUCCAAUCCUCAUCUCUGAGAUCCAUCCAGGACAGCCAGCCGACAGAUGUGGAGGACUUCACGUUGGGGAUGCCAUUUUGGCAGUGAAUGGUGUUAACCUAAGGGACACAAAGCAUAAAGAAGCUGUAACUAUUCUUUCCCAACAGAGAGGAGAAAUUGAAUUUGAAGUAGUUUAUGUGGCUCCUGAAGUAGAUUCUGAUGAUGAAAAUGUAGAAUAUGAAGAUGAGAGUGGACAUCGUUACCGUUUAUACCUUGAUGAGUUAGAUGGAGGUGGCAACCCUGGUGCUAGUUGCAAAGAUGCAAGUGGGGAAAUCAAAGUGUUACAAGGAUAUAAUAAGAAGGCAGUAACUGAUACACAUGAAAAUGGAGACCUGGCAACUUCAAGUGAGACUCCACUAGAUGACAGUGCUUCAAAAUUAGAUGACCUGCACAGUCUAUAUCACAAAAAGUCUUUCUAAUCUGACUGUAUCUCCAGACAGGAUUGUUAAUGAGACUGUUCUGAAUUGGGGGCACUAGGGACGAUGGUGACAAAAACUGUACAAGAUCAAGGGAGGGCUGUUUGUUGCCUGAAUGAAAGGCGUGUACCUCAGGGCUUCAUGUGAACAAUUCUAAAUGCAUAAAACCCCAUUUUCUGUGGCAUACCAUAAUUAGCAUGUAAAGCAGUUUUUAUUUUCUUGAAAUCAUAAGUACCAAAGCAUGUGUUUCCCAAAGGGAUAUUACAAGGUAUUACUUUCAAGUACCAAACAAAGCACCACUGUUUUAUUAGGUUCCUUUUCUAUUUAGUAGAAGGAUAUUGCUAACUGGAACUUUGAACGAAAUAGCCAGUCAAUACAAGAGUAAAUUAGCUCAUAGUAUAUUCCAGUAUGUUACUUUUGGUGUUUCAAAAGGUAAAACUUGACUCAAUGAAUUGCAAAAUGUAGGUUUGACUUAAUUUUUUUUUUUAACUGAAAGAAUGGUUUUAGUUUUUUUUUUUUAAUUUAUUGUAUAUCCUGAUAUAUAAAUCAGUUCAUAAUGAUCAUUUACUGUAAUGAGUUUACCUUUCAUCUUUAUUCCAUGCAGUAUAUUUUUCUUUAAGCAAUCCUUAAUCAAUGCUGCACUAGAAAAAGUUUCUGGAAAGUUAUGUACAUUUUACUUUUUCAGUUUUUAAAUGAAAUGCAGAUGAGUUUAAAAUAUCUGUUCUCAAUUAUGUUGACCUGUGUGCAUGGUGUUGGAGCAUUACACUGUUAAUGUUCAAUCCCAAGUGCUGCUUUUCUGGGAUCCACAAAAGACAGUUCUAUACAUUUUGAGUUGUUCAUAAAGUUUGUCUUAUUGUGAUAGUCCUGGCACCUUAAGAUCCAUUUUUAUGUCAGUAAAAGCACGAAUGUAUUACUGUGUCAUGAAAUACGUUGCAUUCAAAUAGCAUUUUUCUAAGUAACUGAUUUGCCAAUCAUCUAUAAAGCUGGGGUCAGAGACAGGCAAGAUGAAGGGAGACGGUAGUGGUUUGGGUUGUGUUUUCAUGUCGGUGUAUGUGUGACUAAAGCCUUUCCUAUGCCAACUAUGAGUUUGCUAGUUCUCGUGUCCCAGGAUUGAGCAUAGAGUGCCUCCACUCUUACCAUUCUGCAGGUCAUCGAACCCUGCUUGGCACAGUCAAAACAUUGUAUUUAAGGAGGUGAUAGUUUUGCUAAUAUCACUGUUUUAAAGAAUAUACAUUUAAGAAUAUACAUUAAGAGGGAGAAAGCCCACGAGGCUUUUAGUAUAUUAUCAGUAUCUUCAUUUCUAGUAUCAGAUGUUAUGUGAUAAAAUACAUUUUCUUUUCUUUCCCAGGUGCACUAUAUAUUUGUUCAAAGUUAAAUCUAUAAAAUGUAUAUACUUUAUUUUGUGAUUUUGCUAUUUAUAAAUUUAAUGUUUUAACUGUUGUUCAUUUAUGGUUUGUUUUGGGUGGUUUUGUUCAUCUGUAUAUCACCAUGUUAAUUUGUAAUAGAAGUGCACUUCAUAGUGUAUGUUGUUACUGAUAUUAAAAUACUUUGUAGCAUAACAUUGCCUCUCAGCAGAAACUAGUAUUUAAUUAUACAAAUGAGUAAGUUACAUGUUACUGUUUGUCCCUCACAGGCUAGGCCUCUUAAAAGAGAAAGAUUGUUUAAUCCUCAUGCAUUCCUCCUACCCCAAACACAUACCCUAUGCAUGACACAAGAUCUGCAAACUGGAUUUUAGCCAGUGUAUUCAUUUAGUUAAAAAAUUUCUUAUUGUAACAAGUCUAAGACUUCUUUUGCGGUUAUAUGAAACCACAUUAUUAUAUUCUUAAAACACAGCCUGGGAUGGAGUGACUGUGGCCCUUUUUUUUUUUUUUUUUCCAGACAGUAUCCUCCAUCUACCAUAGCUGAAUCCUUAGGAAAUGUAAGCUAUGCCCCUUUGAUUAUCAAGAACAUUCUGAUAAGCCUAUAAAGAUUUUUUUUAGAGCCUUGAAUGACCAUUUUUGAGAAGUCUCUGUGUAAUCUGAAGGCAUGUAUGAAAUGGUUAUGAAAUAACUUUCUCUCAAGGGCUGGUAAACAGUGAAAAGUUUUCUGAAUAGACAAAAAUUUUACAGGUCAGUUUUUCAUUCAUUCCUCUUUCACUGUGGUUUGCAUUCCUCUAAGAGAACAGUUUUGUUCAGAUGCUACUGUGAGCUUUGUCAGCUAUUAGAAAAUACCAAAUUAGAAGUUCCAUUUAGACUAUAUGGUGUUUGAGGAGUAAAUUAAGAAUGAUAGACUUUUCCCAAAGGACUGAGUGAUAAUCAGUUUUUAUACUUGGACAUUUACAGGAAGAAACUCAUGUAUAUUUAAUUCUGAAGCUCUUAGGACAGAGCCAAACAGAUAAGGAGAGAACUAUUGCAAAAGCAUUACAAUGAAAAAGGGAAACAAACACACACACACACACACAUACACACACAUCACACUCUAACAAAAAAGUUGAGAAAAGUAUUUCAACAGAAUGUGAGGAUGUGUGUGUGUGUGUGUGUAUUUAAACUUAGCCUCUAAAUUGUCUUCUAUAGUUUCUAUCAUAAAUACAAUAGAAAAGCAGUAUUAGAGUUAUGGGACUGUUGUUUAAAUGAUUUAAGAAAGAUAAAACUGUUGUGAGUCUGGUGAUUAUAACUGAACUGUUCAUUCAGAAGUUAGCACGGCUUGUCCGUGGUGCUGGUUUUUUUCCCCCCACUACAGUGGACUUACUUUGUUUUCAUGUUUAGAAGCAAAAAGGCAUAUUGAUUCAUGUGUAAGUUGCACAUUAUUUGACAUUCUUAUUUUGUAAUUCACUGUUCGACCUACCUAGUCUUCCACUUAGGGUUGGCCUCAAAUCUAUAGGAUUUAUGACAAAUGUAUCAUAUCUAUUAAUAGUUGAGUUUAAUAUUUUU